This is a messenger RNA of Phlebotomus papatasi, 1921 nucleotides long. RefSeq names its product monocarboxylate transporter 12. The transcript has 3 exons. Bases 612 to 1904 code for a protein of 430 amino acids. The record is from RefSeq and is a predicted model, not a curated record. Gene Ontology annotation, molecular function: monocarboxylic acid transmembrane transporter activity. NCBI's taxonomy places the organism in Eukaryota, Metazoa, Arthropoda, Insecta, Diptera, Psychodidae. Gene Ontology annotation, biological process: transmembrane transport; monocarboxylic acid transport.
UCUUGCGAGAUCUAAUUUUCUUUUCAGUCCACAACGAACUUUAGCACAUGUUUUGCUUUUUUUGCCACCGUCUCAGUCUACGUAGCAAUUUACCUCUGAAAAAUUUAGUGGGAAUUAGAUAAAAAUUCGGCGGUUACAAUAGAAAGUUCACCAAAAAUCCAACUCACUGACCACGAAAACAUUUCGCAUUGCAUAACUGCAAGUAUCCAUCCCUCUCUUUUGAACUCUCUGAGCAUUGUUUUCUCAAUAAUAUUUUGCGGAAGAUAGUGUAUGAAUUUAUUGCCCUAAAUCUGUGACAUUGAAAUCCACUAGAUCACAGUCACACACAACAAUUUCGUCAUCAAAGUGCUAAAAAAAAAGAGUGCAACUCAACAAUCUUAUCAGAUUACCGUGCAUUGUGAUUAUCAUUAUGCCAGAAAAUAUGUGCAAAUUUUGAAACUAUCUUAAAGGCCUAAAGUGAAGCAGUUAAUCAAUUUCGGUUUGUAAUUGAUUCGAUACAAAAGAUGUGCUUUCGUGAGAACUGUUGCGUGGAAUAUUGCUAAAAAAAAACUAAGAGUGAUCGUUAGAGUUCCUCAAAGUCACCUAAACACGAAAAUUUGCAAUAAAAAAAAAUGAAAGACAACCCAUUGAGUGAUGGUCUAGUUCCGGAUGGAGGCUGGGGUUGGAUGGUUGUCCUUGGAGUAGCUCUGACAAAUAUUUUCAAUCAAUCCCUAAUCUCCAUCUUUGGGCUACUCUUCAGUCAACAACUUGAGGAACUCGGUCAGACUACAACUGGAGUAGCUCUUGUAAUGAAUGUCAAUAGUAUUGUCUCAAAUUCUUCUGGAUUCAUAAUUGGACCAGCCAUUAAAACCUUUUCUCCACGGAGAGUGGCAAUUUUUGGGAGUCUCCUCACGGGAACUGGACUGAUUCUCAGCAGCCAGUCACGGACUCUCUGGCAGAUCCUCAUCUCCUACGGUGGAAUUGUAGGCUUCGGCCUAGGCCUCCUCAAUCCCUCAACCUUUAUGGCUGUAAAUUCAUACUUUUCCCGGAAGCGCGGUCAAGCUGUAGGAUUAGCACUGGCAGGGACAGGGAUUGGACAAAUGAUAAUGCCUCAAAUUGUGAGAUAUCUCUUGGACGAGUAUGGAUAUCGAGGAGCCGUACUAAUCGUAGGAGCUCUAUCCUUUCAUGGAAUUGUUGGAGCCAGCCUAUUCCAACCAGUUGAGUGGCAUUCGUACCACUCCAAUAAUUCAGAGGAAUACGAAAAACUCCUGGACAGUGAUUCCCCAAAACACCCGAAACUCCCGCCAGAAACCGUUAUGGGAAAAUUGAAGAGAUCGAUGGACUUACACCUUCUGAAGGAUUUUUCAUUCCUAAAUAUUGGAUUUGGAGUAGCUCUGGCCUACACAUCUUCCAUCAACUUCUCAAUGAUUUUUCCUUACUUCCUUCAGUUUUCAGCUGGACUGAAUCGCACAGACGUAGCUCUCUGCAUGUCUCUUCUGGCAGCAAUGGACCUUGCUUCCAGACUCACCUUGCCCACCCUUACAGAUCGCUACCGGAUCUCCUGCCGAAUGAUUUUUCUCGUGGGAGCCAUCCUACUAAUCGGAAUCCGAGUUAUUCUCGCGGAAACAACCCACAGGAAAACCCUCUUUGUAAUUUCUGGACUUUAUGGGUACAUCCGGGCUGCCACCGUGGUCAACCAGAAUCUUUGUGUAUCUGAACACUGUUCCCAAGAAAAAUUGGCCGGUGCCCUGGGCCUAGUCAUGAUAGCCAAAGGGAUUUCUGUGAUAAGUCUAGGACAACUUUUGGGAUGGGUUCGGGAUCUUACGGGCAGCUAUCGCUUCUCCCUGCACAUGCAAAAUGUCCUACUUGUACUUGUUGUACUCUUUUGGCUUCCGGAAGUUCUUUGGAAGCGCUUCCGACAAUAAAAUUCUUUUUUUGGAAA